CCGUAAUUUGAUUGCCUGAGUUAUGGGUCAAAGUACACGGCUUGUGUACGCGGAAACCAGACUGUGAUAGCUGCGACCUGUGGGAAUUUUCAGAUAUGGAUGGUGAGCAAGCACCUGCACUUUCAACACAGGCAGAAAAAGAGAAUAGGACAUCAAGAAGACCUCCUCAUGCUGUGCCCCAGACGCAACCGUUGUGCCACUUCUACUCUCAGGGCAGACAUUGCCAUUUUGGGAGGAGAUGUCGUUUCCUGCACCAGAGGGCUGAGGGGGCCAAGCAGGCACUGAGCACCCUGGAGAACAAGCCUCCGAGUGGUGCAGCAGACGGUGGGCAGACGCCGGGUCAGGAGCCAGUGCGCACGCCGGCCGCAUCUGCCACUCAGGAGACGUCUAGACAAGUGACCUGCCAGCCCUCACCUGCGGGCAGGGCCAGCCAGCCGGCUGGACGGCAGCGUGGUGGCGGUCGCCCCUGCAGAUACUUCCUGUCUGGCUACUGUGCAAUGGAGGACAGGUGCCGCUUUGUACACCCUCAGCAGUUUCCGCCCGUUGGCGAGCGGCCAGUCCCCGCAAGGGUGGCGAACAGUCCCAGUGCCAGGACUCCCGUUACCAGGCCGCACCAGGGGCAGCAAGAGGUCAAGCUCAGCGAGCUCACCAACGAGGUUGCUAAGCAGCUACGCACCACUGAAAUCCAGCAGCUCACCAAGCGGUUCCCUAAAGACAGGCUGAUUGUACAAGAGCGAGAGGACGGCAAGGUCACGUACUACCGGUUCACAGUGCAGCCCACUGAUCCUGACUGGCCUUUUGAUUUGAAGGACUUGGAGGUCAUGGUUUGCUUUCCAGACAGUUACCCACAAGAGGUGUUUACAGUGCAAAUUCCACAGGACCAAGACCUGCCCUCAGUCAUGGGAAGACACGUUCAGCAGGCGUCCACAGAGUGGCUCCAAGCCAAGCACGCCACUAACCAGCUGAUGGGCAAGUUGGAGCUGCUCUUCAGGCCAUUCCUGCGUUGGCUGGACCGUAGCAUGGAGCGCCUCUUUAUCGAGGGAGCCACAAAGCUGAAGAAGGACAUUGAGGCAGAGCGGGCAGGAAUCCAGUUUGUACCCUACCAGCAGCUACAGGCUGCGGUGUGCAAGGACCCCACCCCUGGCCUCCCCUCGGCCGUCUCAGACCCCACAGCUCCAGCUCCGGAGCCUUCUGGAACCGACAGCAGUCUGGAGGGUAGAGGUGUGGAGCAGGAGGGGCAGGAGAAGGAUGUGGAGGCAGGGAGUGAUGGCGUGGAGGAAGAGGACGACGAGGAGGAGGAUGAGGAGGAGGAAGAGGAGGGUGGCAGCCGGAGGGUGGAGAACGUGAGGAGUGGCGAGCGGCGCAGGGGCACUGAGGUGAAGCUGCUGGGCUUGCGGCUCGGCGAGGGCACUGCCACCGUGGUGGCCAGGCGGGUCACCGUCUCACUGCAGUGCAGUAGAUGUAAGGUGGCGUCGGACUUAACCCUGAGUGGGAGGCUGCCGUGCACAGCUCAGUGUGAGAAGUGUGGCGCGGGGAUCAGCGCGGCCUUCCGACCCAGCAUGUUGCACCAGUACAGCGACGUGCUGGGCUACCUGGACCUGAGCGGUGUGGUGCCCGUGGACCUGGUGCUGCAGGAGGCAGAGCUGGUGGUGGGCUGCCUGGGCUGCUCCCAGGAGGACGAUCUGCAGAACGUGGCCUAUGGGCAGAACAAGGAGACCAACUGUCAGCAUUGUCACAGCAAGCUCAGCAUCUUUGUGGACAGCACCCGAUUCACCCUCAUCCAGCCUCGGUCAACGAAGCAGACAGGGCAGGGUGGGUCAGCACUGUAUGCUCGCCGAUACAGAGACCCAGCCAUCCAGGGAGGGAAGCCCCUGCCAGACAAAGGGACCUGCAGGCAUUACAAACAGAGUCAUCGCUGGCUUAGGUUCCCUUGCUGUGGCCGGGCGUACCCAUGUGACGUGUGUCACGACGAGGACCAGGAUCACCACAUGGAGCUGGCCACCAGGAUGAUCUGUGGCCACUGUGCCAAAGAACAGCCCUUCACUAAUGGUAAGCCAUGUGUUGGCUGUGGUGGAAUGAUGACGAGGUCUGCUCACAGCAGUCACUGGGAGGGAGGUCUGGGUUGCAGGAGCAAAGUCAAAAUGAACAGGAACGAUCGACAAAAGUAUGCAAGCACAAAUAAAACCAUAUCCAGGAGAGCGACCAGCAAGAACUGACAUUCAAGACAUCUGCAUUACUGUCAAUGGCUGGGUGUUUUGCAAUGAACAAUGAUUUUUUUUUUGUCAAUAAAUCAUAGAAUGAAUGAUACAGUAACUUUA
Molecule: messenger RNA, 2318 nt
Organism: Alosa sapidissima (American shad)
Lineage: Eukaryota; Metazoa; Chordata; Actinopteri; Clupeiformes; Clupeidae
Exons: 12
Coding region: 96-2216 (706 amino acids)
Cellular component (GO): nuclear envelope
Molecular function (GO): zinc ion binding; nuclear export signal receptor activity
Source: RefSeq, a predicted model, not a curated record